AUGGGACAACAGAAUUUGAUAUACAGCUUCGUGGCUCGUGGUACGGUGAUCCUCGUUGAGUAUACAGAAUUCAAAGGGAAUUUCACUUCCGUCGCUGCACAAUGCCUUCAGAAGCUUCCUUCUUCCAACAACAAGUUUACAUACAACUGCGAUGGUCAUACCUUCAAUUACCUCGUCGUAAAUGGCUUCACCUAUUGUGUUGUUGCUGUUGAAUCUGUUGGGAGGCAGAUUCCAAUGGCUUUCUUGGAGAGAGUCAAGGAGGAUUUUAGCAAAAGAUAUGGUGGUGGUAAAGCUACCACUGCUAAAGCCAACAGCUUGAACAGAGAGUUUGGGUCUAAACUGAAGGAGCACAUGCAGUACUGUAUGGAUCAUCCUGAAGAGAUUAGCAAACUUGCCAAGGUUAAGGCUCAAGUGACUGAGGUGAAGGGUGUUAUGAUGGAGAACAUUGAGAAGGUCCUUGACCGAGGUGAGAAAAUUGAGCUUCUAGUUGACAAAACCGAGGACCUUCGUUCACAGGCUCAAGAUUUCAGAACGCAAGGAACGAAACUGAAAAGAAAGAUGUGGUAUGACAACAUGAAGAUUAAGCUCAUUGUCUUUGGUAUCAUCAUGGCCUUGGUUCUCAUCAUCAUCCUCUCGGUUUGUCCUGGCUUCAAGUGUACCUAAAUCUUAAUUAAAAAGAUUAAGAAGAAUAUAUAUGUUGCGAGAUUACCAGCCCCAUAUUGCUCCGUUAAGCUGAUUGGAACUUUUCCCGGUAUAUGCCCUUCCCUUUCGUUUUGUUAAUGCAGUCUGUCUACAUAUCUUCAUUUGAUUUCGUUAGGAAAAAGAAAUAUUGUUACUCUGUAGUACUGCGAAAUCAUCCUUUAGGUUGAAUGUUUGGAAAGAGAUGUAAGCUGUUGGGGGUUUGCUUAUAUAUAGAGUAGGUCUCUGUGCUCAUGGUGAUUUUUUUUCUUUUUUUUU
This is a messenger RNA of Camelina sativa (false flax), 957 nucleotides long. RefSeq names its product vesicle-associated membrane protein 725. The record is from RefSeq and is a predicted model, not a curated record. NCBI's taxonomy places the organism in Eukaryota, Viridiplantae, Streptophyta, Magnoliopsida, Brassicales, Brassicaceae. Gene Ontology annotation, cellular component: membrane. Gene Ontology annotation, biological process: vesicle-mediated transport.